UUGAAAAUUAAUUUCUCAAAUAAGUCAUGAGUUACAGAAAUGUCUAUCCAUUACUACCAAAGUUCUCAAAAUGGAAACUAAAAAGCAAUCUGCAUAUGCAUUUUCUGAAAAACGUAAUCAAUAAACUAAUCCAGCUCAACCGUUGAAUCAGUUGUCACCACCGGCAUGAUAUUACAUCAGCAAUUGGUCAAUGGUCUCAGCUUUAAGAGUCAACGAUUGAAAUUUUGGAUCCAGGAGCAGAGAAGAGAUGCAUUCCUCCCUCUUUUGCUUUAGCAACCCAAAAAUUAAGCAGAAAAGCUCAUUCCUUUCGUCAAACUAGAGAUAUCCACUUGGCGAAACUACAAAGAGAUUCACACUUGAAGUCAUAUGGAAGAAUCCCAAAUAGAAAACACCCCAAAAAAGGGUUUCUUCUUAGAUUUUAUGUUAAAGGCAGUGCACUGGUUAAGAAUGCUCAUUGACGAGUUGCAUUGGAGCUUUGUUCUAGGGGUGGUGAUCGUUUAUGGAAUAAGCCAGGGAUUUGGUGUGGGAUUGAGCAAAGUCAGCACUCAAUACUACAUGAAGGAUGAGCAGAAGGUGCAACCCUCUGAAGCACAGGUCUAUUCUGGGUUGCUUCAAUUCCCUUGGAUUGUGAAGCCUUUAUGGGGUCUCCUUACUGAUACUCUUCCUAUUCUUGGGUAUCGCAGGCGGCCUUAUUUUGUUUUUGCAGGUGUUCUUAGCAUGGUCGCCAUGCUUGUGCUAUCAUUAAAGAAGAACUUGCAUCUCGCAUUUGCUUUGCUGUCUCUAAUGGCUGGAAGUGCUGGAAUAGCUAUAGCAGAUGUGACCAUUGAUGCCUGUGUGACACAAAACAGCAUAAGCCAUCCUUCUCUAGCUGGUGAUAUGCAAAGCUUAUGUGGUCUCAGCUCUUCCAUUGGGGCGCUCCUGGGAUUCUCACUCAGUGGCCUUUUGGUUCGCAUAGUUGGCCCUAAGGGUGUCUUUGGGAUGCUAAGUAUCCCAGCAGGCCUGGUGCUUUUGGUGGGAAUAAUGCUGCGAGAAUUCCAUGGGCAUAAAUUUGCCUAUAGAGGGGCAAGUGAGAAGUUUAUGGAUGCUGGUAGGGCUAUGUGGACAACACUCAAAUGCCGGAAUGUAUGGAGGCCAUGCUUAUACAUGUACUUGUCACUUGCAAUGAGCUUACAUAUUCAUGAAGGAAUGUUCUAUUGGUAUACAGAUGCUAAAGGAGGUCCAUCUUUUUCAAAGGAGGUUGUUGGGUCCAUAUUCUCAGUAGGUGCAGUAGGCUCCCUCUGUGGUGUGCUUAUCUACCAAAAUUUGUUAAAGAACCAACCUUUUCGAGAUAUACUUUUCUGGGCUCAGUUGCUGUAUAGUUUAUCAGGAUUGUUAGAUAUGAUACUGGUAUUGCGUGUGAACUUGAGAAUGGGUUUACCAGAUUAUUUAUUUGUUGUGAUAGAUGAAGGCGUUCAUAAAAUGAUUAGUCGCAUUAAGUGGAUGCCUCUUCUCGUGCUUAGUUCCAAGCUGUGCCCUGCAGGUAUAGAGGGCACUUUCUUUGCUUUGCUCAUGUCAAUCGAUCAUGUCGGUAUGCUUUCAUCAACUUGGGCAGGAGGUCUUUUACUCCACAUCUUACAGGUUACACGAACGCAAUUUGACAACCUCUGGAUGGCCAUUUUGAUCAGGAGCAUGUUGAGAUUGGUUCCGAUUGCCCUGCUGUUUCUGAUACCCAGAAGUGAUCCCAAUUCGUCAAUUCUUCCAGAGGAAAUGUUGAACACCAAAAAAGGCAAUGAUAUGCUCGAAACUGGAAAUCUUGAAAUGGCCUCCCUUGUUGAUAGUCCUUGAAUAAAGGAAUAGUUUCUGCAUUAUGAAAGUCCCCAGCCAUCUAAGCAGACAUUCCUGUUGGUGAACUUGCUUGAGGUUGCAUGAUCCAUCCACUAGUAACUGAAAAUUCACAUGAAACAGUUUAAGCUUUGGAAGGUAAAGUUACUUCAGACUAUGAUUUUUUUCUGCUCCACACAAUCAACAGGGUAUAGUGUUUUGUCAACAUUAUGAGAGACUGUUUGCGGCCAUUUCUUUCAAAUCUGAGCAUCAAGCAGCUAAUUUUGAACACGACUAUAUAAUAUUUCCGGUGGGCAAUACUUUAGAUUAGAGAUGAUUAAAACACUGUAACCAAAUGAAGCAGAAGCACAGAUAUUCCUGGACAUUAUUAAAGGGAUACCCCCAACACGGAAAAUAUCUAUAUGGCCCAUUUAUCUUUGUUUUGUUUGGAUAUGUUUACAGAUAUUAAUAGGCUCUCUCUUUUCAAAUACUAUAAUUUUGUUGAAAAAGUCUGUGGCAUCUAAUUUGUCUUGAAUGCAGUUGAAUAAUUGUGCA
Jatropha curcas is the source of this 2355-nucleotide messenger RNA. Its product is annotated as Major facilitator superfamily protein. Gene Ontology annotation, cellular component: membrane. Lineage: Eukaryota; Viridiplantae; Streptophyta; Magnoliopsida; Malpighiales; Euphorbiaceae. The record is from RefSeq and is a predicted model, not a curated record.